AUGUCGACCACCAUUCCAAAUGCUCCACCAGAUGAAAGGUCUGAUGAUGAGUUGGCAGACAUGGAGUUUGGAAAAUUAACGUCUAAAGAAUAUUUAUACGUUUCUAAGCAUCCAGUUGGAGAGCCUUUACCUACUCCUAUCGAUGACGAACCUCCGUAUGUGAUCUUUCUUGCCACUUACAUCAGUUACGGUAUAUUAAUUAUUAUUGGACAUGUCCGUGAUUUCUUUGGAAAGAUUUUCAAGCCUCAAGAUUAUGAAGACUUGGUUGAACAUGACGGGUACGCUCCUUGGUAUGAUGGAUUUGAGAGCUUUUAUGUGCGUCGGUUGAAGACCAGAAUUGAUGACUGCUUUGCAAGACCAAUUCAUGGUGCUCCUGGUCGUCAUGUAAAGUGUUUUGAGAGAACAAGAUUCGGAAGGACAGGUUACAAGUACUCUGGAAAAAUGAGAGACUGCCUUAAUUUGCUGUCAUAUAAUUACUUGGGAUUUGGCCAGUCUCACGGUGUCUGUACGGAUAUAUCCAAAAAGACGGUAGACGAUUAUGGAACUUCGGGUUGCUCUGCAAGAAAUAUUUGCGGAACCAGUGAUUUGCACAAGGAGUGUGAAAAGAUUGUAGCUGAUUUCGUUGGCAAGGAAGAUGCUAUCGUGGUAAGUCAAGGUUAUGGAACUAAUGCUAACUUUUUCGCCUCUUUGGUUGAUUCCAAAUGUUUGGUAAUCAGUGAUGAAUUAAAUCAUGCCUCGAUUCGUUUCGGAAUUAGAAUUUCAGGUGCUUCAGUCAAAGUGUUCCGACACAAUGAUAUAGCGAACUUGGAAAAGUUGUUGCGGGAGCAAAUAGCUCAAGGUCAACCUAGGACACAUCGUCCAUGGAAGAAAAUCGUCAUUGCAGUGGAAGGUUUAUACUCCAUGGAAGGUAACAUGUGCAACCUUCCUGACUUGGUCAAAUUGAAAAACAAGUACAAAUGCUAUUUAUUUGUGGAUGAAGCUCAUUCUAUUGGUGCCUUGGGACCCGGUGGUAGAGGUGUUUGUGAUUAUUUCUCGAUUCCUCCAUCUGAUAUUGAUGUUUUGAUGGGAACCUUUACCAAGUCGUUUGGCGCUACUGGUGGCUACAUUGCUGCUGACAAGGUUGUCAUUGACCGGUUGAGAUUGGACUAUAUAACCAAUGUCUAUGCGGAGUCGAUUCCACCCCCAGUUUUGGGACAAAUCAUGUCAUCAUUGAAUGUCAUCAAAGGAACAAUAAAUCCAGGCGAAGGUGCCGAGAGAUUACAAAGAAUUGCAUUCAACUCAAGAUACUUGCGUUUGGGAUUAAAGAAAUUGGGUUUCAUCGUUUAUGGAGCUGAUGAUUCUCCAGUCAUUCCAAUGCUCUUGUUCCUUCCCGCCAAGAUGGCAGCUUUCUCGCGUGCAAUGUAUGACGUGGGCAUUGCUGUCGUUAUUGUCAGUUAUCCUGCCACUCCUCUUAUCAGUGCUAGAGCCAGAUUCUGUGUUAGUGCAGCUUUGACUAAGGAAGAUUUGGACUAUGUGUUGAAGAAGAUUGAUGAACUUGGAGAGGAAAUUUUUCUCAAGUUUUCAAGCGGGAUUGCUGGCGGAUCGCCCAUUCCUGGUGUCGCACCAAGAAUGUCCAUUGAGGACGUCAUUGCUACCAACGUUGAGGAUUGCAAGAAACCCAGAUUAAUGUAA
Messenger RNA from Meyerozyma guilliermondii ATCC 6260, 1671 nucleotides. RefSeq names its product serine C-palmitoyltransferase (gene LCB2). Gene Ontology annotation, cellular component: serine palmitoyltransferase complex. The transcript has a single exon. Gene Ontology annotation, molecular function: serine C-palmitoyltransferase activity; pyridoxal phosphate binding. NCBI's taxonomy places the organism in Eukaryota, Fungi, Ascomycota, Pichiomycetes, Serinales, Debaryomycetaceae. The record is from RefSeq and is a predicted model, not a curated record. Gene Ontology annotation, biological process: sphingosine biosynthetic process; ceramide biosynthetic process. The coding region runs from base 1 to 1671 and encodes 556 amino acids.